Molecule: messenger RNA, 832 nt
Organism: Prorocentrum cordatum
Lineage: Eukaryota; Dinophyceae; Prorocentrales; Prorocentraceae
Source: the annotation of a GenBank genome assembly
UGGGGGGUGGCACCUUUUGCCGAGGGGCCCGCGCGGACGAGCUACACCGCGGGGCGGGGCGGGCGCCGGCCCCGCCACAGCCACGGCCCGCCCCUCCGCAGACGGGUGAAGGGGAGGAGGCCGGGGGCGAAGCAGAGGAUGGCGAGGAGGGGGCGAGGGAGGGGGAGGGAUGACGGAGAUCCUCCUCCGCGAAGGCGCACGUCGGGCGAGGUACCCAGAUCGCGGGAGGCCCUUGAAAAAAGAACGCGCGGGCAGGGCCAGCGCUGCCCCGCCCUGGGAGCAGCGGGUGGCGACAGCGGAAGGACACGGCGCCCGCGCCGAGCCCGAGGGGCGUUCGGGGUGGGGUGCCCGAAGCCCAGGUGGAUCGGCGACAUGGGGCGAAGAGGUCUCUACAGAUCCGCCGCCCCCGGCCAAGCUCAUGCUGGUCCCAGGAGCGGUGUGUAAGGACACCCUCCUGGCGUGGCCAGGGUCGCUCUCAAAUCUGAGGGCGGGAAAGAGAUGAGCAUAGGCAACGCCUUCCAAGAAGGAGGGGGGGGAGGUGGAGGAAGGAAGGGAAAACGAGGAGAAACAUCGGACACGGGCAAGCUGGGACAGCGGCAUCCAGCUUCGCUCCUCUCCACCACCUCCUCCUCGACGUUCUCUUCAUCCUCAUCCUCGUUCGAGAGAGGGGUGGUCGUUGUCUACGGCUUACAAUUGAGAAUGAGGUCGCAACCGGGAUCGUCAGCGCAGACGGGUUGUUGUUGAUCACCUCCAGCGCUCUCUCGUCUCCCAGAUCCGCUGGCCCCCUCCGACGGUGACCUCCAGGAGAAUCACGAGGCACGCUGCGCGAAGG